Messenger RNA from Sebastes umbrosus (honeycomb rockfish), 1997 nucleotides. RefSeq names its product myosin-9-like. The record is from RefSeq and is a predicted model, not a curated record. The transcript is spliced from 5 exons. Bases 70 to 1815 code for a protein of 581 amino acids. Lineage: Eukaryota; Metazoa; Chordata; Actinopteri; Perciformes; Sebastidae.
GAAGUUUGGAUCAGAUCGUUAUUUGACUGAGGCAGAGUUGUUAUCGAGAGGAGAAGAAAAACUGAGACAAUGACGCAAUACAUUGAUUUCGACUCCAAUGAGUUUGAAACGAGGGAUUUCUUCCUCACUACCCUGGAAGAAACAUGCAGGGAUCAGCUGAAUGACAGCGAGGCGAAGAUCACCCGCAGUACAUCUGAGGGGAGAAUCCUCCUGGACGUCCAGCAGGACGGUCUGGGCAAUUUCUUCGAUUGGCUUCGUGAUCAGAAGGACAUCAAUUGGGGCCAAGAGAAGGACCUGUUGCAGAGGGAGAUAUCUGGCCUGAAAGCCCAGCUCGAUAAGGCCCAUGCUAAACGUGACCACUCUCCAUCUAGGGAUAAGUCCCUGAAAUCAAAUGCUCAAAAAGACCUGAGCAAGAAGGACCGCAUCAUCAAGGACCAGGACUUCCAGUUGAAGAAGGUUGGCUCGAUGCUGAACGAUGCUGAACAACACCUGAGCGAGAAGGACAGCAUCAUCAAGAACCGGGACUUCCAGUUGGAGAAGGUCUGCUCGAUGCUGAACAAUGCACAAAAAGACCUGAGCGAGAAGGACGGCAUCAUUAAGAGCCAGGACUUCCAGCUGAAGAAGGUUGGCUCGAUGCCGAACAAUGCUAAAAAAGACCGGAGCAAGAAGGACGGCAUCAUUCAGAACCAGGACUACCGUUUGAAGCAGGUUGGCUCGAUGCUGAACAGCGCUCAACAAGACAUGAGCGAAAAAGACGGCAUCAUCAAGAGCCAGGACUUCGAGUUGAACAAGGUUAGAUCGAUGCUGAACAAUGCUCAAAAAGACCUGAGUGAGAAGGACGGCAUCAUCAAGAGCCAGGACUUCGAGUUGAAGAAGUUCUGCUCGAUGCUGAACAAUGCUAAAAAAUACCUGAGCGAGAAGGACGGCAUCAUCAAGAACCAGUACUUACAGUCGAAGAAGAUGAAGGGGGAGAACGAGGCACUUCGAAAGGAUUUGGAGGAAGAGAAGUCUGUGCUCCUCGCUGAAAGGAAGAUGCUCGCUUUGGCUAAAACAAACAUGGAGUGGGAGAUGGAGUUCUUGCUCGAGACUGAGAGGAAAGAACUACAAGGACAGCUGAGCAAGACAAAGGAGGACCUCCAAAAGACGAAGGAUGAGGCGAAGACCCAUCAAGCCCAGCUGAACGAGCAGAGAGCAAAGACAGAGAAGCUCACAGCAGAUCUGAAAAAGUCAGACAAAUUCAUGUCCAACUGUCUUCCUGAAAUGGAAGAACUCCGAGUCGAUAAGAGUAAGAUCAUGGCUGCUCUAAAGUAUGCUGAGGAGGAGCUGAAGUCUGUACAUCACAUGUGGCAGGAGGACAAGUCUUCCCACUUGGCAGAGCUGGAAAAAUCCCAUGACUCCCAUCUUGUCCAGCUGGAGAUGCAGGACAAGGUGCACAAGACCAUCAUGGCUGAUCUGAAGACAAAGUUUGAAGAUCAGCUAGCGAGUGACCGUCUCCUCUGGCAGCAGGAAAAAACCUCCCUUCUGGAGGAGACUGAGAAAACCAGCUUCUCCUUUGUUGCUCAGCUACAGGAGCAAAGACAGAGCAACGACACCCUCGGGGACGCUCUGGAGAAGGCUGCGCAGCAGAUACAGAGUCAUCGCAUCGAGUGCCACGACUUAUCUCUCCUUCAGGCCAAGGCCGCCGAAAGCGUCCAGCAGACUCUGCAGGAGGAAGAAUAUGAGUGGACGACCGACGAAAGCUCCCAGCUGGAUGAUCUUGAGAAUCUGAUCGGCAAAACAAAGAAGAGGACCAAGUGGUACCGGAAGCUCUUCUAAUGCCACGCUAAUGCCAUGCUCAGGAGAAAGAAAAUGCACAUACAUUGUUCUUGUAUCUUGUAAAGUGAAGUGAGUUCACUUUUCUGGUGUGAAACCAGUCCUCACAAAGAUAUGAUUACUAAUGCGCACACAUACACAUGCAUUUGUUCUUGUAUACUUGUGAGGAUCAAUCAGUCUUGACC